ACGAUUAGUACAUUAUACAAGUGCUGCUAUUCCUGAUCGAGUGUUGUUCCUUAUUCAAACUCCAUGAAAGUUUAUCAUGUGGCAGACAUCAGUUCAAUGGAUUUUCUUUUUCUGCAUCAUUUCAGCUGUUUGGGCUAAUCCACGGCCAUCAGAGUCGUCGGAAGAGAAUCUUCUUGACAAUGACGAAGACGUCGUCAAUCACAUUGAUAGCCAUGACAACGACAUCGUUCAGAACAGCGUCAAUGUUUGUGUGCUGCCUCCCAUCAGCCAAUCGCCGUACCAACGACGUUGCAGCGGAUUCAUUCCGCGAUGGUAUUACGACACAAAAACGGGCGUUUGCAAGAAAUUCUUCUGGGAGGGCUGCUGGAGCACUGGCAAUUUAUUCCGAAAUGAAUUCGCCUGUCUGGCUAGAUGCAACAAACAAGGAUUGCAGAAAUUGAUCAACGAAAGCGACCCGACAGCUCCGUGCUUGCAACCGAAAGCCGUUGGCAAUUGUCACGCCUCGAUUUUGAGCUUCUUUUUCGACACGCAAACUGGGAAAUGCACGUCUUUCGUGUAUUCAGGUUGCGGUGGCAAUGCAAACAACUUCCAAUCGUACCACCAAUGCGAUUUCAAGUGCAAUCGGUUAGAGCAAGCACCGCUCACGCUACCGCAUUUAGCCGAUUCGACCACCAUUAGUGCCACCGCUACUGCUCCAGAGAAAGCCGUCCAGCUGACGAAACGAGAGAAAUGCAACUUGCCUCCUGUUCAACCGGGCAGUGCGAGUUGUUUGGCUUUCGUUCCGUCGUGGACUUUCAAUUCGACUGUUGGCCAAUGCCAGAGUUACGUGUACGAAGGCUGCGGUAGAACGGCUAACCUGUUCAACUCGCUGGACGAAUGCGAUACAGCGUGUGGUCCUGAACCCAUCGUUCAAACGAGCAGUUUGCCUUUGUGUUUGCAACCGAAAGUCGUUGGGCAUUGUCGGGAAGCCUUGCCGAUGUUCUUUUACGACGCCACGACGGGGAAAUGCACGCGGUUCAUUUACGGCGGAUGUAAAGGCAAUGACAAUCGAUUCGUCACGGAAGAGGCCUGUAAACUGGCAUGUCCAGGCUCGAACGAUUGGGUAGUUUCCGAUCAGCUUUCGGUUUCUGGCGAAUCGCAAGAGACUUAUUAUAAGUAAAACUAUCGUGCAGCAUUAAUUUCAAUCUAAUUUUUUUUUUUUUUUUUAUUAAUAAACCCGUUUCACAAG
Messenger RNA from Daphnia magna, 1228 nucleotides. Its product is annotated as actinia tenebrosa protease inhibitors-like. The transcript has 5 exons. Bases 77 to 1159 code for a protein of 360 amino acids. The record is from RefSeq and is a predicted model, not a curated record. Gene Ontology annotation, molecular function: serine-type endopeptidase inhibitor activity. NCBI's taxonomy places the organism in Eukaryota, Metazoa, Arthropoda, Branchiopoda, Diplostraca, Daphniidae.